AUCAGAUCCGUGGGAUUCUGGUUCCUUUUCCUUUCUCUCUGUUUUUCUCUCUCUUACACCCUCUUCAAGGUCUCUCAUUUUCAUGGCGGAACCCAAAAAUUAAACCCAAAAAUUUUCCCCAAAAGAAUUCCAUAAAUCCAAAAUCGAAAGAAAAAAAAACCCCAAGUAAAACCCAUCGUUUAAAGAAGGAAGAACUCUCAGUCUUCAGAUCCUAACAAAUAUCAUAUCACUUCAUUCUUACUAUUUCUCGAAGUGCAAACUUUUUCCUUUUUUCCCCAGGUCUGGGGUUUACACGGCUUCGUUUCGGGUAUGAUAUUUGGUUGUCUCAAAGUUGUCACCUUUAGGGUUUAGUGGAUUUAGAAGUUGGGUUAUCUUAAGACUGAGUUGAAUCAUUGAAUCAGUGGAAAGGGGGUUAAUAUGGAGACUCUUGUUGUGGUGGUUGAUCAUAGGAACCAGUACUGUAAUAGGGUGAAGUCACAUGGGCUAGCUAGGUUUGGGUCUUCUUCUUCACCAUCUACAAAUUUCAAUGGGAUUAAUUGUAGGGCUUUUGAAUCUGGAGCAGGAUUACUCCCAACCCCGUUUAAGUAUAGUUCUAUCCCUAUAACCAAACAGCCAUCAAAAACUAUCCGGAAAAGCUCUGCCAUUCCUAUCAAUAGCAACAACAGAACCCCUAGAAAUGAUAAGUCUUUUGAUGAGAUCUCUGGUGAUGGUUUUAUGUACUCGGAGCUUUGGGCUGGACCUGCCUAUUCCAAUUCGCCACCACCGAGCUCUUUGCCUAUACCCAAAUUCUCACUUUGCUCGAAGAGGUCCAUGUCCCUUGAUUUGCCUGCCGCUGUCCCUGUUGUUGAUCUUCACCCGACUGCUAAGUCCGCACCCGCAUCUCCUACUAGGGAACUUGACCCUUCUGUUAUGGAACUUUUUCUUAGUGUAGAUUCUGCGACUAAAUCUUUACGUCGCAUUCUCAAUCUCGACAACACCGAUGAUUCAAAAAGAGCAAAGAGUGUUUGUAAAUAAGUUGUUAGCAAAUUUUGAGUUAGUUUUAGAUUGUAUAUAUAGAUUGAAUAACUUGGUUGGUGAUAUGGAUCAAAGAUGGCAGAAUUGGCAAUGGUAGGGACAAUCUCCAGGUUUUGCUUUAUGAACCAAUCCUUUGCUAGAAUAUUGUGCUGGUUAUAACUUUUCGUUAACAAGAUGCCUUCAAGGUAUAUGUAUUUUGUGACUUUUGUAAGCUUGGGGUGGAAUGGAAGAUGACUCGAGCCAUACGGGAAGCUGUAAGAAGCUUUACACUAGAAUCAAAGUUUCUUCUUUUAGCAUCAGAUACUAUGUAUAUAUAUAAUGUUUGCAGAAUCUCUGGUAAAUUGCUUUCUCUUAGGCUUUUCUCCUUGUGUUCCUUGAUCCCCAAUCAGUGUCCGUUAUUUCUAAAAGCCAAACUUUGAUUUAGCCUCACUUAGUUUGCCUAUAUGGUCUUUGCUUGUAAACUCUUUUCCCUUUGUCCGUCAUUGCCUGAAUUGGCUGCUUAACAAUCAAAUAUCCUCAAAAAUACUCUUUUUGUUUCAUUUAGUAAUGAUUUCUCUCCUCACCAUCUUUUUCUGUUUUUUAAAAGGAAAAAGUGGGUUGGGGGUGGGGGGGAAGUAAAGCCAGUUAUAUUUCUGUAUUUGAAGCUUGUAUCAUUGUCGCCAUGCCAAUGCUAGUCUCGAUUGUCCAAUGGGUGUUAGUGAUCUGUAGUGUUCAUAAAGUCCUUACUUGGAGAUUGUUGACAAUGCCAAGCUACUUACAAGGUAUUUCUUUUAUAAGAAAUUUAGUUUUUUAGGUUAUUUAUGUUAGUUUAAGAAAAACCUUUGCUAACUUUUGCUAACUAUAUGAUCUAUAUAUUUUUUCAGAGGUAAGUAUUACAGGAGGCAUUUGUUAAAGUGGAUCUCUUCCUGCUAGAUAUGUAUAAUCUUUUAAGGCAAGUCUUUGUAGGAACCAUAUCAGUGUGUUUUCGAUUCAAUGAAUUUUCUGUAAGCAGUAGCUUUAUGUUGUUUCGGACACCAUGUUGAUGAUGAAAGUGCAAAUAUAUGUUCAUUUGUUUACUGGUAA
Messenger RNA from Gossypium raimondii (Peruvian cotton), 2076 nucleotides. RefSeq lists its product as hypothetical. NCBI's taxonomy places the organism in Eukaryota, Viridiplantae, Streptophyta, Magnoliopsida, Malvales, Malvaceae. The transcript has 2 exons. The record is from RefSeq and is a predicted model, not a curated record. The coding region runs from base 418 to 1014 and encodes 198 amino acids.